Messenger RNA from Corythoichthys intestinalis (scribbled pipefish), 2781 nucleotides. Its product is annotated as mucin-5AC-like. The transcript has 10 exons. NCBI's taxonomy places the organism in Eukaryota, Metazoa, Chordata, Actinopteri, Syngnathiformes, Syngnathidae. Bases 25 to 1848 code for a protein of 607 amino acids. The record is from RefSeq and is a predicted model, not a curated record.
GACCCACCAACGCCCGAAGGCACCAUGCUGCCCGACGAGCCCACGCCGUCUGAAGGCCCCCCACCAACCGAGGAUCCCAUGCCGUCCGAAGGCCCCACGCAACCCGGAGACGCCACCCUGUCCCCGCCUGUAGAUCCAUUCCCGCCAGAAGAGUCCACACCAUCCCCACCUGUAGAUACCACACCGUCAGAAGACACUACUCCUACACCCCGCCCAGCUCUUGUCGUCAUUAUUGUUGCAGUAAUUUUCCAACCAUACGUACCGGAACUGGCAGACCCUGGGAGUGACCAAUUCCGUAUCCUUGCUAAUAGAAUCUUCUUGUUGUACGACUUCAUAUACAGACGGAGGUACACAACAUACAACCGCUGCAUCGUCAGAAGCUUCAGGCGCAGCUCAGCCCUGACUCGAGAGGAUGAUAAUGUUGUGGCAGAUGUGGACAUUGAGUUUACAAACAACAGCACGUCAGGCGAAGCGCUUCCUGAACCGGAUGAUGUGACGUUAACAUUAAAAGAGGGCCUGAACAACACAAACACAACCCUAAACAUUGACACUGAGUCCAUAGAAGGCAUCGAAAGGAUAAUUACAACCGUUGCCCCGACGACGAACGCCACCGCCGCCCCGACGACGAACGCCACCGCCGCGCCGACGACAAAUGCCACCACAACCCCAACCACCGAAGUCACGCCUGAUACAGCAACAACUCCCACAACGACUCCUCUACCACCUCCAGAUCUUGUAAUCAUUGUUACUGUGGUAUUGAUCGAACCAUACGUACCAGAACUGGCAGACCCUGCGAGUGAACAAUUCCAGAACCUUGCUGAUAGAAUCUUCUUGUUGUAUGACUUCAUAUACAGGCGGAGAUACACAACAUACAGCCGCUGCGUCGUCACAGGUUUCAGGCGCAGCCCACCCCGGACUCGAGCGGAUGACAAUGUUGAGGCGGAUGUGGACAUCGAGUUUAUAAACAACAGCACGUCAGGCGAAGCACUUCCUGAACCAGAUAAUGUGGCAUUAACGUUAAAAGAGGGCCUGAACAACACAAACGCCAAUCUAACCAUCGACCCUGAAUCCAUAGUCGCCCUUGAAAAAAAUCUAACAACUGCAGCUGCGCCAACAAUUGCAACUGCGUCAACAACUGCAACUGCACCAACAACUGCAACUGCGCCAACAACUGCAACUGCGUCAACAACUGCAACUGCGCCAACAACUGCAACUGCGCCAACAACAGCGUCAAUAACUACAGCUGCGUCAAAGACUGCAACUGCGCCAACGACUGCAGCUGCAUCAACAACUGCAACUGCGCCAACAAGUGCAACUGCGUCAACAACUGCAACUGCGCCAACAACUGCGUCAGCAACUCCAGCUGCGUCAACGACUGCAACUGCGCCAACAACUGUAGCUGCAUCAACAACUGCAACAACCGUCACAUCAGCAACAACCACUGCUCUUGCAACGCGUCGACUGUCAUUCCGAUCGGCGGGAGAGCAGUUUACCCAGGACUUGUUGAAUCCAGCUUCUGCAGCAUUUAUCAAUCGAGCGGACCUUAUCAAGAAAACCCUUGAAGUUUUCUUCCGAAAACUCGCUUCAUUCCGCUUCUUGACCGUGGUUUCAUUCAGUAACGGCUCCAUCAUCAACAACAUGGAUUUGAGUUUCACGGCCAGCUCCGUGCCCAACAAUACCGUCAUCGGGCAAGUUUUGAUCGACGCCGCGCCAAACAUCUCAGAUUUCAACGUGGACACCUCCUUCAUUUUUGUUGGCGGCACGCCGGUUUCAAGUGGAACACUCUUCAAUAGCAGUCUGCUCACUGCAUCCUGCCUACUGCUGCUUUCGUGGUUGUUAGCAAACUAGCAAUAAAAAUGCUAAUUAGACGUACUUUCAACUAAUUCACCAAAACGCAUGACGACAACAGUUCAUCUUGACGUAAUCAUUAACAUGAUUGUUUUUCUUGUAAAAUGACAUUUGUUGGGUAUUGCAGCACUAAAGUUGAUUUACUGAUUUAACCUUUUGGAGAGCGUGCGUUUAAAUACUAUGAUUUUCUUUUGUUUUUAUAAUCGAUUGUAUCGUGUUAUUGGAGGAUAGAACUACUUUAUAUCAGAUGAAAAUGCCCUCGAAUCAACAAAAAAUGUCCCCCCGAAUAACCCAAAAGUGAAAAGGAAGUGCCAAAAUAAGCUGAAAUUUACCCAGGUAUGACAAAAUAAUGCCCCAAAAUGAAUACAAAGUCACCAAAUUAACAGGUCAUCACACAAAUUCAACACGAAGUGACCUAAAAUAAUCAAGGAGUGGUGUGGUAAUGCCCAAAAAUCAUUAAGAAUUGAUCCAUUGAUACCCUAAAAUGAACAGGAAGUGACCCAAAGUCAACAGGAAGUGACGCGAGGAAGUUUCUCGGGUAGUAACCCUACGCAAUUUGUCCAAAAAUUUAGUUAUUAUUCACAUCUUAUUUAUUUUUUUAAUGUAUUUACUAAUUUAAAAAAUAUUUUGAAAGGCAUUUUUAUUAUAAUCCAAAAAAAAAAAAAAAAAGUAAUAGAAAUACGAAAGUUGAAUUGACCAAUAGAGGUUUAACCGUAUCAGAUUAUGAGAUUUAUCUUUUAAAGCAACUAACAUUUGAAUCCGUGUUCAUUACUGUGCUAACUUUACAACAUUAAAUAUACUAAUUCAUGGUACGAUAUUGUGAAAUGUCAUUUUUCAACAAUAUGUGUCCGAUCAGAACAUUACUUUUAAUCUCAUUGUACUAUUUAUAAUGACAAAUAAUAAGAAAUAAAGUCUAUUCUAUUUUCAAGUAAA